CGCUGCUCCCUCCAACUUCACUCACCUUCUUUUCGAUAUGGCUUGUCACAGCGGCCGCCACCAGGGCCUCCGAUUCAAGAUCCUCGGGUUCUCUGCGUCGAUCUGCACGACCUACAAGUCUCAGAUGACUUGAGACGUCUAAGUCAUCUCAUUAAACGUAUAUCAGGCCCUUCCUCUGGCCGUGCUGCACUACCCCAUAGCCACCAUGCCUGCAGACAAUCUAGUCGACAUGGCCCGGCGGGCAUGCGCACGCUAUAGUGCAAGGAUCACAGACAUCGGCGACCUAGACUACGAACUCAUCCGUUCGGUCCUCCUGAAGAUCGAAAGCCCAGAAAAACUACACCAACUGGAACAAGCCUCACCCCAGAUCAUAGGCAAAGACGCAGAGAUCUGGAUGAACUUCAUCAAGCGCGACAUUCCGGAUUGGCAGCAGAAGCGACAUGAACCAAACGACCCCAAGAACUGGUGGAAAGUGUACCGCAAACUCAAGGAGGAAGCACAGAUGGACUCGACCGCCGAUGAAGCCAUGCUUAAGGCCGCGCUAGCCAACAUCAAGAACGAGAAGGAGCUAAAUACCACGCAGAUAGCGUCGAAGAUGCCCGUCCCAGGCGUCUCCAGACGCACACGCCCCCUGUACAACUAUAUCAGUGGCCGGACAGGGAGCAAAGGCGCCAAUAAGAUGACUUUGAUGGAGAAGAUCCGCAAGGAGGCCCGCGACGCAAAGGCCUCGAAGAUGAAUAAACCGAUGCACGAACUGCAGAAGAGAGCGACGCCCGUGACGCAAGCACCGCAACGGUUUGUCGAGGAGUUGAAACAGAAGUCUACACCAAGAUCAACACCACCUCCUGGCCCCACGGCACGAACCUCGCGUCCACCGCUACACGCCCCCAGGAAGAUCAGCCGUCCAGAAGUCUCAUCAUACGACCUUACACAGGACCGGGAGGCAAGACUCCGCGCGUUGAAGAGCGGCCGCCCAAUGGAAUCGAAUCCUCGUGCCACACCAACGAGCAACGGGACCCUAACGACGAAUUUCCUGGAAGACUCCGAUCUAGAUGAUGUCGAGGACGACGUUGCCCCGGCGCCGCGGGACCAGGACCUGCUGAAAGUCAACGACGAUCGAUCGCGGUCAGCCAGUCCUAUGAAAUUACAGCCGAACCCUUUGAAGAGGAAACAGGCUCCAUCACUUUUCAUGUCAUCCCCAAAACGGGUCGUCAAAGCACCUGGUGUAUCCUGAAGAGUUAACGAAUAUCUUACCUAUUUUAUUUUGUAUCGAAGCAAAUCAUCUGGAUUGAGAAAGUCCGUCGUGACAGGGGACAGCAUUUUGGCA
Messenger RNA from Exophiala viscosa, 1327 nucleotides. RefSeq names its product RNA polymerase II transcription factor SIII subunit A-domain-containing protein. Bases 206 to 1234 code for a protein of 342 amino acids. Lineage: Eukaryota; Fungi; Ascomycota; Eurotiomycetes; Chaetothyriales; Herpotrichiellaceae. The record is from RefSeq and is a predicted model, not a curated record. Gene Ontology annotation, cellular component: elongin complex; nucleus. The transcript is spliced from 2 exons. Gene Ontology annotation, biological process: transcription elongation by RNA polymerase II.